Lepus europaeus (European hare) is the source of this 5372-nucleotide messenger RNA. RefSeq names its product catenin delta 1 (gene CTNND1). Lineage: Eukaryota; Metazoa; Chordata; Mammalia; Lagomorpha; Leporidae. Bases 451 to 3267 code for a protein of 938 amino acids. Gene Ontology annotation, molecular function: cadherin binding. The transcript has 20 exons. Gene Ontology annotation, biological process: cell-cell adhesion; cell-cell junction assembly. The record is from RefSeq and is a predicted model, not a curated record. Gene Ontology annotation, cellular component: nucleus; plasma membrane; cytoplasm.
CACCACCCAGGCUCCCUUGCCUUUGGCUGGGUGCAACUUCCAUUUUAGGUGUUGGAUCUGAGGGGGAAAAAAGAGAGAGAGGGAGGGAGGGAGAGAGAAAGAAGAGCAGGAAAGACCCUGAAAGGAGGAAGAGGUGGAGAGAAUCAGCUGCCUUCCUGGAUUUGUCUUUCUCUGCACGUUGACGGAGCCUUGGAUUUCUUUCUUAAAGGACUGGUUCUUAGAAGUCCACAUUUGAGCUCUCUCCUUCCUGCUUCCUCCUUGCUGUGGUGGCUGGGAUGCUUCUUCCAUGAUUGUUUUGAAUCUAGACUGGGCUGUUCUCUGUGUUAAAUCAAUCAGUUACGACAUCUUAACAGUAGUGUGAAGUGAGGGAGGCCUCUCCCUCCUUCCUCCUCCCUCUGUGAUCCGCCUUCCCUUUUACCCUGCCCCGUGGCGGCUCCUCCCCUUACCUCCAUGGACGACUCGGAGGUGGAGUCGACCGCCAGCAUCUUGGCCUCUGUGAAGGAACAAGAGGCCCAGUUUGAGAAGCUGACCCGGGCGCUGGAGGAGGAGCGGCGCCACGUCUCGGCGCAACUGGAACGCGUCCGGGUCUCGCCACAAGAUGCCAACUCGCUCAUGGCCAACGGCACCCUCACCCGCCGGCAUCAGAACGGCCGCUUUGUGGGCAAUGCUGACCUUGAAAAACAGAAAUUUUCAGAUUUGAGAGUCAACGGACCCCAGGAUCACAGUCACCUUCUUUAUAGCACCAUCCCCAGGAUGCAGGAGCCGGGGCAGAUUGUGGAGACCUAUACAGAGGAGGACCCUGAGGGAGCCAUGUCUGUUGUCUCUGUGGAGACUUCAGAUGAUGGGACCACUCGGCGCACAGAGACCACAGUCAAGAAAGUAGUGAAGACUGUGACGACACGGACUGUACAGCCAGUCCCCAUGGGACCAGAUGGGAUGCCUGUGGAUGCUGCGUCAGUUUCUAACAACUAUAUCCAGACUUUGGGUCGUGACUUCCGCAAGAAUGGCAAUGGGGGCCCUGGUCCCUAUGUAGGGCAAGCAGGCACUGCUACCCUCCCCAGGAACUUCCACUACCCUCCUGAUGGAUAUAGCCGCCACUAUGAAGAUGGUUAUCCAGGUGGUGGUGACAACUAUGGCAGUCUGUCCCGGGUGACCCGCCUUGAGGAGCGGUAUAGGCCCAGCAUGGAAGGCUACCGGGCACCUAGUAGACAGGAUGUUUAUGGGCCCCAGCCCCAGGUUCGGGUGGGUGGGAGCAGUGUGGAUCUGCAUCGCUUUCACCCAGAACCUUAUGGGCUAGAGGAUGACCAGCGAAGCAUGGGUUAUGAUGACCUGGAUUAUGGCCUGAUGUCUGAUUAUGGCACAGCCCGUCGGACUGCGACACCCUCUGACCCUCGCCGACGCCUCAGGAGCUAUGAAGACAUGAUUGGUGAGGAGGUGCCUUCGGAUCAGUACUAUUGGGCUCCUUUGGCCCAGCAUGAGCGAGGAAGCUUAGCAAGCUUGGAUAGCCUGCGUAAGGGAGGGCCCCCUCCUCCCAACUGGAGACAGCCAGAGCUGCCAGAGGUGAUUGCCAUGCUAGGAUUCCGCUUGGAUGCCGUCAAAUCCAAUGCAGCUGCAUACUUGCAACACUUGUGUUACCGCAACGACAAGGUGAAGACCGAUGUGCGGAAGCUCAAGGGCAUCCCAGUACUGGUGGGAUUGUUAGACCACCCAAAAAAGGAAGUACACCUUGGAGCCUGUGGAGCGCUAAAAAAUAUCUCUUUUGGGCGUGACCAAGAUAACAAAAUUGCCAUAAAAAACUGUGAUGGUGUUCCUGCCCUGGUGCGACUGCUGCGAAAGGCUCGUGAUAUGGACCUCACUGAAGUCAUUACUGGAACCCUGUGGAAUCUCUCAUCUCAUGACUCAAUCAAAAUGGAGAUUGUGGACCAUGCAUUGCACGCCUUGACAGAUGAAGUAAUCAUUCCACAUUCUGGUUGGGAAAGGGAACCUAAUGAAGAUUGUAAGCCACGCCAUAUUGAGUGGGAGUCGGUGCUCACCAACACAGCUGGGUGCCUUAGGAAUGUAAGCUCAGAGAGGAGUGAAGCUCGCCGGAAACUUCGGGAAUGUGAUGGCUUAGUUGAUGCCCUCAUUUUCAUCGUUCAGGCUGAGAUUGGACAGAAGGAUUCAGACAGCAAGCUUGUGGAGAAUUGUGUUUGCCUGCUUCGGAACUUAUCAUAUCAAGUUCACCGGGAGAUCCCACAGGCAGAGCGUUACCAAGAGGCGCCUCCCAGUGUUGCCAACAAUACUGGGCCACAUGCUGCCAGUUGCUUUGGGGCCAAGAAGGGCAAAGAUGAGUGGUUCUCCAGAGGGAAGAAACCCACAGAGGAUCCAGUAAAUGAUACAGUGGAUUUCCCUAAAAGAACUAGUCCUGCUCGAGGCUAUGAACUCUUAUUUCAGCCAGAGGUGGUUCGGAUAUAUAUCUCCCUCCUCAAGGAAAGCAAGACUCCUGCCAUUUUAGAAGCCUCAGCUGGAGCUAUCCAGAACUUGUGUGCUGGGCGCUGGACGUAUGGUCGAUACAUCCGCUCUGCCUUGCGUCAAGAAAAGGCUCUUUCUGCCAUAGCUGACCUCCUGACCAGUGAACACGAGCGGGUAGUGAAAGCUGCAUCUGGAGCACUGAGAAAUCUGGCUGUGGAUGCCCGCAACAAAGAAUUGAUUGGUAAACAUGCUAUUCCUAACUUGGUGAAGAAUCUGCCCGGGGGACAGCAGAACUCCUCUUGGAAUUUCUCUGAGGACACUGUAGUCUCUAUUUUGAACACCAUCAAUGAGGUUAUUGCCGAGAACUUGGAGGCUGCCAAAAAGCUUCGAGAGACACAGGGUAUUGAGAAGCUGGUGUUGAUCAACAAAUCAGGGAAUCGUUCAGAAAAGGAAGUUCGAGCGGCAGCACUUGUAUUACAGACAAUCUGGGGGUAUAAAGAACUGCGGAAGCCACUGGAGAAAGAAGGAUGGAAGAAAUCAGACUUUCAGGUGAAUCUAAACAAUGCUUCUCGAAGCCAGAGCAGUCAUUCAUAUGAUGAUAGCACUCUCCCUCUCAUUGAUCGCAACCAAAAAGCAGAUAAGAAACCAGAUCGGGAAGAGAUUCAGAUGAGCAAUAUGGGAUCUAACACAAAAUUACUAGAUAACAAUUAUUCCACACUUAAUGAAAGAGGGGACCACAACAGAACACUGGAUCGAUCCGGGGAUCUGGGUGAUAUGGAGCCAUUGAAGGGCGCACCAUUGAUGCAGAAGAUUUAGCACCGCCGUCUCCGCUCCAUCUGGGCUGAUCAUAUAUGUACUUUUGUUUUUUGGUGGUGAAAUGGACUGAUGAUUUUUUUUCCUUUCUUCGUUGGACUAUUGUGCCAACUGCCAGGCUGCCUCCUGCUCUAAUAGCCCUAAGUGGCUGCCUUCUUUAUAUCAAUUCCCAACUUCUUCCAGUGAAGUUUAAAUGUCCUACCCACCUCCGCCCCUAUUCCCUCCAGUUUCUCCCAAGAAGCUUGACUCAGUUAUUUGCAUAUUUUGAGAAACUGCUGCAAAUUAGCUCUUUUUGCCAACUCUCCCUUGAACUCUUGGCCAUGUGUAGAGGGAGGGAGAGAGUGGGAAUCUUCUUCACUGGAAGCCAUGGGGAAGAAUUGGAACUUAUAUGCAAUAUAUGCAGUGUCGAGCAGUCUGACAAACUGAUGGUUCUUAAUCAAGAUUUUUUUCCCCUGGUGGGGAAGGGACUUUUUAUUUCCUUUUGGAGACUGGGAAGUAUGAGCUCUUCCUUUACUCCUAAUGGCUAUUUUUGAAGCAAAGAAGGCUGGCAACAUUGGCACAUUCCACCUGGCAAGGGCCCUUGAGUAAGUGAAGGUCUUCUAGAACUGGGAUUAAGAAAUCUUGCUCUGCUCACCUAUGGGGCAGGGACCAUCAAAGACCUACAGACUCCAUCUCUUCUACAAGCCUCAUGUCAACUUUGGGCUGCUGCCGCUGAGGCUAUCCUUAACCCUCCUCUCCCGCCUUGUGAUAUGUCUGCUGACUUGGCCUGGCUGUUUGCAAGAAACUGUUUAAAGAGGAGAAUGUCAAGGAAGACUUUUGAGAAGGAGCAGAAAGAUGUCUUUUGGAAAGAAGAGGAGCCUCUAGGAGGAGCUAGUAGGAAUGUACAUGAAGUGGUUAGUCUAAAACUGGCAGGAAGCUUCAAAGCUGGCUUCCCCCUCUCCAUUUCUCCUUGUCCUCCCCUUUCAUCCCCUGCCUCCUCCCUGGAUUGGUUGGCCAACUAAAGGACUUGAUGUAUAUAACUCCUGUCCCCGUUACCCUUAUAAUGUGGGGAUUGCCCCUGGCUUUGCCUCUUCUUUGUGCCUUUGGCCUGGGGUGUAUCUCCUCCCUCCCUUCCAUGUGCCUUUCUUUACCUCUGCAGUCUCAUUUCUCAUGAUUUUGCAAAUUAUAUUUUGUUGCUUUCUUGCCCACUAUUGGCCCUCAGUAAUAGAAAGAAGAGGAGAGGUGACCUAGAGAACCUCAGAUUCUCAGUUGGGGAUUGGCGUAGCUUUUAAUUUUAGCCAUAGCAAGCUUUUGCUCAACAGCAUCAGGUUGGGGUUUUGCAAAAAUCCCAUUCUGAUAAAUCUCAAAGUGAAGUUAAUGGGAGGAAUGCGUGGUGUGACUCUUGUUCUUUAGUUGCCCACAAUUUCCCAUCAUCUCUGAAGGGGUCGUAGGGAAGUCAUCUUUCCCGAUUUCCCCCUUCUUGCUAAUAUUGCACCCUCUUGCUUUAGUGUGUAUUAGCAGAUUGGGUUAGAGGAAUCAGCUGCUAUGCGGGUUAAUUUUUUUUUUUAUCCUUUUCCUUAUUUGCCUUCUACUCCCCUUAAUCUGAAAGCUCUGUUCAAUGCAACUGGAAUUCUUUAUCCCUCUUUUCCCCUUCCCUUAUAUAUUGAGGCUAUGGGGUAGGAGAAAAGUGCACAAUUCAUCCCCCUUCCCCAUAUGUUAAAACUCCUUAUUUGCCUUUCCCCUCCCAUUUCUUCCCAUUCCCUUCUACCUUAUGUUAUCCGUGACCCCCGGAGCACACUGCACAGGGGAAGUUGCCCCAUCCCCACCUGACUCGACUCUUGGUUUCUCUUGCCCUCCUCUGCUUUUUUCCUGGUGCUCUCUUUUCUCGGUGGGAUGUGGGUAAUAGAACAGCCAUGGGCUUUUGGGGACCUUUAACUGUUUUUUUUCCUUCUCUCAUUUAUAAAAACACUAAACAUUCAAUUCCAGAGAACCAAAAAUCCCACCUUCUCACCGAACACUACUAAGGGGCAUGCCUUCUGCUCCAUAUCUUUUCUCAUUUUCUUUCUCUCUUGUUAAUGCUUUUAAAAACAAAUGAGUUUUUUAUAUAAAUAAAGUUUUUAAAGUGUGUA